AAGUGAUUUUGACAGUUCAUCAGAUUUCAGCUAAUCUCUUAUUUUAUUACGACAGUUUCCAGCCUUUAUAAUUUGUGAAAUUAAAAGUGUUAAAUACUUGUAGAAAGAAUAAAAUAAAUAAUGGCAUAUGAUCUUAAGAAGGAAUCAGACGUUAAGGAGUACAUAGAGAAAUUGGGCAUCGAAUACCGUUUCGGUUGCUAUUCGGAAAAGAAACCAGAGGUCUGUCAUCUUUUGGGCGAUUAUUUGGAGGGAGUCAAAAAAGAUUUCGAAAAGGCGGCUAAAGUAUAUAAAUCCACAUGUGACGAUUACGGUUACGCCAAGUCCUGUUUCAAAUUUGGUAAUUACAGUUUCUUGGGUAAAGGUAAAAGUGGCAGUAAAGGUGAUCCACGUAGUGCUUACACAUACUACGAGAAAGGUUGUCAACUUAACGAUGCUGAUGCUUGUUUACAUUCAGGAUUACUACUGGUAUCACGCGCCAUGCACAAAGAAAUUGACCGAAAUGUACCAAAGGGCAUUGAAUACCUAUCGAAGAGUUGCGACAUGAAUAAUGCCACCGCCUGUUUCUACCUCUCCGGUAUGCAUAUAUCCGGCGUACAAAAGAAACCGGAAACAACAACACAAUCAAACCCAGCGGAUACCAAAAAAGUAAUACCAAAAGACACCGAUUUUAUAUUACAGAAAGAUAUGAAAAAAGCCUUUGAAUUUGCAUAUAAAGCAUGUGAAUUGCGAAACAUGUACGCAUGCGCGAAUCUAAGUCAAAUGUAUGCGCGUGGUGAUGGUAUUGAUAAAAAUGAAAAAGAAGCAGAGAAAUAUAAGAAAAUGGCAUUAGAUAUGCAGGAUGAAGUGAAGAAACAACAGCAAACAUUAGAGUUCCAGCAAGGCAUUAAAAUGCCAAACUGAACUGGAUGGAAGUGUGGAGUAGGUAAAGUUAAGCGCUGCGAUGAAUUGUAACAAUUUCAAGCGCCAGCUAGGUAAAAACAAAAUAUAUAAACUGACGCAUGCGGCGGCAAUAGUAAACCAUAAAUAUUGUUUUUAUUACUAGUAUAAAAUUUAUUAUUUUUACGUUUAAGAGCUUUAGAUAUGGUUUAUUCAAACUACAUUUACAUUGUUUUAAUCGAAAGCAUGAUUAAGAGCUAUUUGAGAAAAAUGAAAUUUAAAGAAAAUUUACUAAUUUAUACUUAAAUUUUUCUUUGAUAUCUUUAUUGUAUAAGCUUUUUUUGUGGGAGAUUUUGUUUCAAAAAUAUGAACUAACUGAUAGAAAGCUUUUUUUUAAAUUAAAAGCAUGCAUGAAAAGAAACCGAUAUCUUGUUGGUAUCAUAUAUUAUGAGUUAUCUUUGCAAUUUCUAUACUUAUAUAGAUUUUUAACAAAUGUAAAAGUACUUGGUAUUAAGUUAAACGAAAAUAAAAUCGAAAUUUAGAAAC
Molecule: messenger RNA, 1422 nt
Organism: Ceratitis capitata (Mediterranean fruit fly)
Lineage: Eukaryota; Metazoa; Arthropoda; Insecta; Diptera; Tephritidae
Gene: Coa7
Product: cytochrome c oxidase assembly factor 7 homolog
Exons: 3
Coding region: 121-900 (259 amino acids)
Cellular component (GO): mitochondrial intermembrane space
Molecular function (GO): protein binding
Source: RefSeq, a predicted model, not a curated record